Molecule: messenger RNA, 1429 nt
Organism: Echinops telfairi (small Madagascar hedgehog)
Lineage: Eukaryota; Metazoa; Chordata; Mammalia; Afrosoricida; Tenrecidae
Gene: DNAJC18
Product: DnaJ heat shock protein family (Hsp40) member C18
Exons: 8
Coding region: 51-1124 (357 amino acids)
Biological process (GO): cellular response to misfolded protein
Cellular component (GO): endoplasmic reticulum membrane
Molecular function (GO): Hsp70 protein binding
Source: RefSeq, a predicted model, not a curated record
UCAGUCUCAGAAGAGGGGGAGGCCGGCCGACUUGCUGACAGGCAACCGCUAUGGCUGCGACGCUGAGCAGCGGGGAACGCUGGACGGAAGCCUAUAUUGAUGCAAUUAGAAGAAACAAAUACUCAGAAGACAGACCUCCGGAGGGUCAUGACGCUUGUGGUUGCUGUAACUGCAUGAAGGCACAGAAAGAAAAGGCUGAGAAUGAGUGGACGCAGACCCGACAGGGUGAAGGGAGUGCCACUUACACAGAGGAGCAGCUGCUUGGGGUGCAAAGAAUCAAGAAAUGCAGAAAUUACUAUGAAAUUCUGGGAGUUCCACGAAAUGCCAGUGAUGAAGAGCUUAAGAAAGCUUAUCGAAAACUCGCCCUGAAGUUUCACCCAGACAAGAACUGUGCUCCGGGAGCAACGGAUGCGUUCAAAGCGAUAGGAAAUGCCUUUGCAGUCCUGAGCAAUCCAGACAAGAGACUCCGCUAUGAUGAAUAUGGAGAUGAGCAGGUGACUUUCACUGCACCUGGAGGCAGACCUUAUAAUUACUACAGGGACUUUGAAGCUGACAUCACUCCAGAAGAACUGUUCAAUGUCUUCUUUGGAGGACACUUUCCCACAGGAAAUAUCCAUAUGUUUUCAAAUGUAUCCGAAGAUGCCCACUAUUACCGCCGGCGUCACAGACGUGAGAGGAUGCAGACAAGGAAAGAAGAGGAAGAAGAUAAACCUCAGACGACGUAUUCUGCGUUUAUCCAGUUACUUCCUGUCCUUGUGAUUGUGAUUAUAUCUGUUAUCACUCAGCUGCUGGCUGCUAAUCCGCCAUACAGUCUAUUUUACAAAUCGACCUUGGGCUACACCAUUUCUAAGGAAACCCAGAACCUGCAGGUGCCUUACUUUGUGGAUAAAAACUUUGACAAGGCCUACCGAGGAGCAGCCCUGAGGGACCUGGAGAAGACGAUAGAGAAGGAUUACAUCGAUUACAUCCAGACAAGCUGUUGGAAGGAGAAACAACAAAAGUCCGAGUUGACCAAUCUGGCCGGCUUGUACAGAGAUGAACGACUGAAACAGAAAGCAGAGUCCCUGAAACUUGAACACUGUGAAAAACUCUCCAAACUCAUCGGCCUGCGCCGAGGUGGCUGAGCGCGCGGCUGGCCGACACAGGGUCAGGGGUUUGCUACUUAAAGCUAUCUAUGUUCCUAAUUCCAUUUUAUAAUACAAAACUAGGAAAUAAUGAACACUGUACUAUUUGCUAGGCCGAGUUGAAGGAGCUCUGAGCCCAGCUUAUCAUAGACUCUUUCCUGGGGACUGGCUUCAAGGGCAAAGGGUAGUUCAUCUAACUUGAGUCAAUGGCAAAGAAUUUGAUCAACUCCAUGCUUUUGGCCUUCCUCCCCUACCUCUAUGAAUGUAACCCAGGCAUCUCAAAACAUGCUCUGCUUUUUCCCUUC